This is a messenger RNA of Doryrhamphus excisus (bluestripe pipefish), 822 nucleotides long. Its product is annotated as troponin I, fast skeletal muscle-like. Gene Ontology annotation, biological process: skeletal muscle contraction; cardiac muscle contraction. NCBI's taxonomy places the organism in Eukaryota, Metazoa, Chordata, Actinopteri, Syngnathiformes, Syngnathidae. Gene Ontology annotation, cellular component: troponin complex. The record is from RefSeq and is a predicted model, not a curated record.
CCGCCGUCAACCCCAGAAGCUUCCGAGGACAACUGGUGUAACACACACAUACACAAGCGUGCACACAAGACGCACACUAUAAAAGAGAGAGGAGAGGAAUGCUGCGUUCACGUUCAUCUCCUCGCUUCCUCUACGCAAGGCCGCGUCAGCGUCAGCAUGGCAGAGAAAAAGAUGACGCUAAGUCGGAGGAAUUUCCUGAAGAGCUUGCUGCUGCAGAUUGGCCAGGAGAUGUUGGACGAGGAGGCGGAGAAGGUGGAGGAAGAGAAGAGCAGAUAUAUGGAGGAGAACUGCCCCGCCCUCUCUGUGCCGGCGUGCAUGCAGGAGCUGCAAGAGCUCUGUCGGAAGCUUCACAAGCAGAUCGACUUGGCGGAUGAGGAAAGGUACGACAUGGAUAUGAAAGUGAAGAAGUCGGAAAAGGAGGUCAACGACCUGAAGCUAAUGGUUCAGGAUCUCAAUGGAAAGUUUAAGAAGCCCGCUCUGAAGAGAGUGAGAAUGUCGGCGGAUGCCAUGCUGGCCGCUCUUCUGGGGUCCAAACACAAAGUAUCCAUGGACCUGAGGGCCAACCUGAAGCAGGUCAAGAAGGAGGUGAAGGAGGAGGAGAAGCAGACCGGUGACUGGAGGAAGAACGUUGAAGACAAAGCUGGGAUGGAUGGCAGGAAGAAGAUGUUUGAGACAGAGGCCUGAGCUACUGUGUAUAUUUCUUAUUUGUGAAAACAUUGUUAUGUUUUUAGACAUUAUGUGGAUUAGACAAGGUAAAGAUAUAAAAUAAAAUACAAGAAGAAAUAAAAAAGGAACGAAAACAAUUCAAUAACAUUAGUUUAA